This is a messenger RNA of Dictyostelium purpureum, 1443 nucleotides long. RefSeq lists its product as uncharacterized. Gene Ontology annotation, biological process: intracellular signal transduction; regulation of MAPK cascade; protein phosphorylation. The transcript is spliced from 5 exons. NCBI's taxonomy places the organism in Eukaryota, Evosea, Eumycetozoa, Dictyosteliales, Dictyosteliaceae. Bases 1 to 1443 code for a protein of 480 amino acids. Gene Ontology annotation, cellular component: cytoplasm. Gene Ontology annotation, molecular function: protein serine/threonine kinase activity; ATP binding. The record is from RefSeq and is a predicted model, not a curated record.
AUGGUUAGAUUGUUUAGAAGUAACUCAAAUCCAAAAGAGAUCGACAUUUCGAAACCAAAAGAGUGUCAGCAUAGAGUGCACGUUGAUGUUGAUUUUAAUUGGAGUGGACCACAUUCAUUUAAUGUCGAAGAGAAAUUAGGCGAGGGAUCAUUUGGAUCAGUAUUCAGAGCAACACAUAAAGAUUCGGGUAUACCACUAGCAAUUAAAGAGUUUGACAUAUUCGAAGCAGAUGAUGUGGAACCAAUUACAAAGGAAAUUCAAAUUUUAAAGAAAUGCAACAAUCCAUAUGUUGUUAGUUAUUUUGGAUCCUGUAGAUUAAAGAGUAAACUUUGGAUCCUUAUGGAUUACUGUGCAUUGGGAUCAUUAAAUGAUGUUAUGCAAUCGAUUGGUAAAACAUUAAAGGAACGUGAAAUCGCUUUGAUUUGCCAACAGGCAUUACAGGGUUUAGUGUACCUUCAUUCAAAACAGAUCAUUCAUAGGGAUAUCAAAGCAGCCAACAUUUUACUUACAGAUCAAGGUCAAACCAAAUUAGCCGAUUUUGGUGUUUCACAACAAAUUAUUUCAACUUUUUCAAAGGGUUCCAUCGCAGGUACACCAUACUGGAUGGCACCAGAGGUUUUAAAUCAAUCAAAAUAUAAUUUAAAAGUCGAUGUUUGGUCAUUGGGUAUUACUGCCAUUGAAUUAGCUGAUGGCGAUCCACCAUUAUCAGAUGUUAAUCCAAUGAGAGCUAUGUAUAUGGUACCAAGAAGACCUUCACCAACACUAAAAGACCCAAAGAAAUGGAGCAAGGAUUUCGUUUCAUUUGUUGAUUUAUGUUUAACAAAGAGUGUUGAUGAAAGACCAACCCCCGAACUAUUGUUAAAUCAUCCAUUUAUUAUGGGUGCUAAACCAGAUGCCCUUAAAGAAAUUACUGCUACUGCCAUGAAAUUCAAAAACAAAAAGAGAAAAUCAAUCGGCAAAGUUGAACAACCAAAUGAUACUUUAAGACCAGUAGUUGUAAAUAGAUUAAGUAGUUCUAUCGGUCCAAAUGGUACUAGCAAUAAUUCAGGUACAGUGGUUUAUAAACCAGGCGUAUUUGGUAAAGGAACAGACACUGCAAACUAUGAUUCUGGAUCAGUUAUUAUUCACGGUUCGAUUGACGGUGGAACUUAUAAUAAUGAAUCUGUAAUUUUAAAAUCACCAUCUGCUUAUAAAAAAACAAUCAACAAUAUCAAUCAUUCAAACAAUUCAAGCAUUGGCGCUUCAGCAACUUUAAAAAUUAAACUUAAUACUAUUAGCGAAGGUAUUAAAACCAACACAAUCUUAAUUAGAGAAAAAACCAUUGAACAAAUAGUUUUACAAACCCCAAUUAAAAAUUUAGAUGAAAAAAAUCAAAGAAUCGUUAUUUAUUCAACUUUUGGUUUGAUCUUAUUCCUUGCAAUCAUUUUUAAAUUCUUUAGAUAG